ACCACGUUUUGACGUAAUAUUGUUACGUCAAGACGACAUCGUACGCCGGCGCAUGUACAAUCUUUCGAUGCACCUACUCGUCUAUUCUCUCUUAACCGUGUAAAACAGUGAGUCUACGAAAAUACUUGAAAAAAAUAUUUAGGAAAACCACCAUUCUUCAUCUGACCAAAAUUUUGGUGAAAAAUGGUCAAAAAUAUGGAAAGAAAAAAUUAUGGUCAAUCUUAAUAAUCACUUAUACGACGAAAAAAGACAUCUAUCCAAAGAAGCACAAUCAGUUGUCAAUGCAACGACUGCAGGUUUUGUCACAGGUUUUAUUCUAGGUGGUAUAGCUAAAGCAAAAGAUGUACCAGAGACUUAUAAAGCAGAAAAUCAAGCAACUGUUUACCAGCAUAAAUUCGAUGCUUACAGAGAAAUUCAAUAUAAAGUAACCUUAAGUUUAAUAAAAGGAGGUCUUUCAUUUGCUCUGAAACUUGGAACAUUUUGUUUCUUGUUCUCGAGUAUAUCAGCAAUUUUUUAUAUUUACAAAGGGAAAUUUGAUGUAAUAAGUUCCACGUGUAGUGGUGCUAUAACAGGCUGCUUAUACAAAAUAAAUAUGGGAUUAAAAGGAGCAUUUGCAGGUACUCUACUUGGUUCAAUAUUAGGAACUAUUUAUGGUAUUUCAACAGCCCUCAUUUUAUUUAUAACUGGAGUUGAAAUGGAUGAAUUAUAUGAAACUGGAAAGUUAUUUCCAAGUACAAGACGAGAAAAAAUAAGAGAACAGACAAGAAAACUAAUGGCAGAUGAAAAAUCAGAACUACAAAUGUUAUAUGAACAGAAGUAUGCAUCGGUAAAUACAAUAAAAAAUGAAGAAAAACAGUAGAAAAGUGAAAAUUUAAAAGAUAAAAAUU
Molecule: messenger RNA, 887 nt
Organism: Eufriesea mexicana
Lineage: Eukaryota; Metazoa; Arthropoda; Insecta; Hymenoptera; Apidae
Gene: 140up
Product: RPII140-upstream gene protein
Exons: 5
Coding region: 212-859 (215 amino acids)
Biological process (GO): mitochondrial respiratory chain complex I assembly
Cellular component (GO): mitochondrion
Source: RefSeq, a predicted model, not a curated record